Messenger RNA from Puntigrus tetrazona (Sumatra barb), 2739 nucleotides. RefSeq names its product transforming growth factor, beta 5 (gene tgfb5). Gene Ontology annotation, biological process: BMP signaling pathway; transforming growth factor beta receptor signaling pathway; SMAD protein signal transduction. The record is from RefSeq and is a predicted model, not a curated record. The transcript has 8 exons. Bases 943 to 2187 code for a protein of 414 amino acids. NCBI's taxonomy places the organism in Eukaryota, Metazoa, Chordata, Actinopteri, Cypriniformes, Cyprinidae. Gene Ontology annotation, molecular function: type III transforming growth factor beta receptor binding; growth factor activity; type II transforming growth factor beta receptor binding. Gene Ontology annotation, cellular component: extracellular region.
CAUGUUCGAAAUUCAAUUUUCUAAAAAUAUUCUCCUUUUUUGUCAUCGAGUCCUUGUAGUUUUCUGCUUCUCUUGUCCUUCCUUCUCUCUCUCUCUCCCUCCCUUUCUCCCACACACAGCUGCUGUGUGUGUUUUUUUCCUUCCUUUCAAACUUCAGAAAACUUUAGGGACUUGUUUUGUCGAAGAGACGUUUUCGGUAGCUCUGAAAGCCAAAGAGGUUUUGUGUUUUUAAUUAUAGCAGGGUAGUUAAGUUCACACCUUCAAAGGCUUUCUCUGACGUCUGUCCUUUUUUCCCCCCCUCUCCUCUUUAAAACGGAUUACUCUUCGCAAAAGAUGUGUUCUGGUAGGCCGAGCCUAUAGGCUAGCGUUUUUCAUUGUGUUUGUAUUAAAUCCAGUUCCAACUCUGUGCUGGAGACAGUCGGUCUUUGUCGUGGGAUGAUUUUAUUUUCCUAAAGCAGCUUCAAGGGCUUGAUUUGAACCUUUGGAUGGCAGCUCUGCAUCUUGACUCGAGGCUGUAAGAAAAGAAUAAAAUCUGACCUGAUCUCUUAUAGCUAUCAUGGGAAAGGAGCUGGAGAGUCACUUUAAAAGAAAGCACUAGCGGUCCUCACUGAAGCUCCAAGACAAACCACAAGAAUUCAAAGCAGCACUUGGAGUUUCUCUCUGAAUCAUUGGAUACCAGACGAGCAUGAGGAACUGUUCCCUUUAUUACCUUACCGAGUGCAUAAAUGCCACCGUCAGGCAGCGCGUGAGGAGGUGAAAGCUCGUCUCCGACAGAAGAGCGGCUCGUUCACCUGGUGAACACAGAGCGCCAGAAGCGCAGCCUACGCACUUUGGGUUUGUCCCAUCGCUAGAGACGCGCUCAGUGCGCUCCCUCCCCGAGGACGUCGAGCGGACCGGCCGUUAUACAGCAGCGCGUCCGAGCCCCUCAUCUGUCACUCAGCCAUGUGGUUCGUCAAUCUAGCGUUGCUCGUUCUCAAGCUGUCCGUGUCUGCGGAGGGAUUCUCCACGUGCCAGUCCUACAACUUGGACGACCACAAAUCGAAAAGGAUCGAGGCGGUGCGCGGGCAGAUUUUGAGCAAGCUGCGCAUCCGGAGUCCUCCCGAGCCCGAAGCCAGCCCGCCGCCCGAGUCGGUGCCGGUGGAGGUGAUGCUGCUUUACAACAGCACGAAGGAGCUGCUGAAGGAGCGCGCGCGCCAGGCCGAAGCCGCGUGCGAGCGGGAGAGCAGCGAAGAGGACUAUUACGCCAAAGAGGUGCAGCGGAUCAAUAUGAGGCCACUGCGCACAGACACGAACUCAAUCAACCAGGUUCCUCAAAGCCCAUACUUCAGGAUAGUGAGCUUUGACGUCACCAACGUGGAGCGAAAUUCCAGUACUUUGGUCAAAGCAGAGUUUCGCAUCUUCAGAGCGCCAAACCCACAGGCGCGCACCACAGAGCAGCGUGUGGAAAUAUACCAGGUUCUCAAAUCUGACGGCGUGACAGCACCGUCUCAGAGGUACAUCGACUCCAGAACAGUUGAGCCUCGAGCCAAGGGGGCAUGGCUUUCUGUCGACGUCACUGAGACUGUGAAGGAGUGGAUGGCGUUCAGAGAGAGAAAUCAUGGACUGAAGAUCAGCGUUCACUGUCCUUGCUGUACGUUCGUCCCUUCCACAAACAAUAUCGUCCCUAACAAGAGUGAAGAGUUGGAAGCCAGAUUUGCAGGCAUUGAUGACGACCUUAUAAAGCAGAACAGAAGACCAGGCAUGACUAAAGGACAGAUUGAAUUCAGCACAAAAACUCCCCACUUAAUACUAACUCUGCUGCCCACCGACCGUCUGGACAGUCCCAUCAAGAAAAACCGCAAGAAAAGAUCAGCAGCCGACACAUCCAUAUGCUCCCGGACUGAUCAGGGCUGCUGCCUGAGGUCUCUGUAUAUCGAUUUUCGUCGGGACUUGAACUGGAAGUGGAUCCAUGAGCCAAAAGGGUACAAAGCUAAUUUCUGUGCGGGGAACUGUCCUUACCUAUGGAGCGCAGACAACCACUACAACAUGAUUCUCCCGCUGUAUAAUAAAAUGAAUCCAGAAGCAUCAGCAUCUCCGUGUUGUGUUCCUCAGGACCUGGAGCCCCUUACCAUCGUUUAUUUCCUUGGACGAACCCCCCGUGUGGAACAGCUCUCCAACAUGGUGGUCCGGUCCUGCAAGUGCCGUUGAUGCAGUGGAGAGAGAAGACAGAGAUCUCAGAUGGAGAACAGAAAUCAGGUGGAUUAGAGGAGAGCAAACUAACAUCUCAAUGAACGACAUCUUAAAGGGAUACUACACCCAGAAAUGAUAAUUGUCCACAUUUACUCACCCUCACGUCGUUCCAAAAUUGUAUGCAUUUCGUUCUUCUGACAAACAUCAAAUAUUCUGAAGAACGUCUCGUUGACAAUGGCUUUUUUUUUUUUCCGGGUGAUUUAUACCUACAAUCAUGUGGUUUGAGGAAUAGCGUAUAAUCAUACAUCAAGCAUCUUCAAUACAGGAGCGAUAAGCGUCUCCUGCAUUGGUCAUAGUCUAAUAAAUAAGCUUUUUUGACUAAUAUCUCCUCGCAUUUUCAGUAUCGCAUCAGUGACACACAAAAUACACACCAGCAGUACAUGUUUUUUUAGAUUUUGUACGAAGUUUACUGUAGAUCGGUUUAUAUUUUUGCAAGUGUAAAUAGUUUUGGUGAUGUUUAUAUGUGUUUAUUUGCUAAAUACAAUAAAUUUUGAUUAGAUAAUAGUAUUA